UUUAUUCAAAACAAUCCAACGGUUCUCAUUUGCUUGAUCAUUGAUAUUUACUUCACAUCAUCAAAUUGCAUUCUGCAUUUCCUAGAAAAAAUCGUCUAGAAAAGAUCGUGGACUUCAUCUCGAUACUCGGUUUUUCUUUCUAUAUAUUCCUUCAUCCCCAAAUUCUGAACUUGAUUUCAAAUUAAGCAAUUACCCAUGGCGGACAGAUCGUUGGAGCUCACACUAAUAUCUGCAAAAGGACUCAAUAAAAUCAAUCUCGUCGGAAAAAUGGAUGUUUACGCCGUUGUUUACAUCAGCGGCGCCGGGAAUCAAGAUCAGAAGCAGAAAACCCACGUUGAUAAGGAUGGAGAUUCAAAUCCUACAUGGAAUUAUCAGAUGAAGUUUAAGAUCGAUGAAUCUGCUGCGUUACAGAACCGAUUGACGCUUGUUGUUAAGAUCAAAACCGAAGGGAUGUUCGGCGAUAAGGAUUUGGGGGAAGUUCAUGUUCCGAUCAAGGAGCUUCUCGAUGGCGCGUUGACCGGAGGUAAGCCGUUACAGUUUGUUAGUUAUCAGGUGAGGAAACCCUCAGGUAAGCCAAAAGGUGAACUCAGUUUUUCGUAUAAGGUUGGGGAGAAACCCGCCGGAGUUGGUAAAGUGGACGAGCCAGUAACGGCUUAUCCUGCCGGAAAACCUAAUAACGUGGAUGAGCCUGUGACGGCUUAUCCGGCGGGGAAGCCUAACAAGGUGGAUGAGCCUUUUACCGCUUAUCCAAGUUAUCCCGGAGCGAAGCCUAAUAAGGGGGACGACGCUGUUACAGCAUACCCUGCGGUUGCUUCUGGAUCUAGUUCGAUGUAUCCACCGCCUUAUGCGGCGCCAUCUGCUGCUGGUCCGGGAUCUUACCCACCACCCGCCGCCGCCGCUUCCGGACCGUACCCACCACCCGGUGGUGCUACCGGAUACCCACCAGCAGGAGGUGCGUAUUAUCCGCCUCCUGCCGGAUACCCUCAACCACAGACUGGAUACCCUCAACAACAGGCUGGAUACCCAUAUCAACAACAACCGAGUUACGGUGGUUACCCUCCUCCACCUCCAGGGUACGGUGGCUAUCCUCCUCAACAGGGGUAUGGGUACCCGCCGGUGCAGCCACCACAACAGGCUAAGAAGAAAAAUAAAUUCGGUAUGGGGUUGGGAGCUGGAUUGCUGGGAGGAGCAUUGGGAGGUUUGUUGAUCGGAGAUAUGGUGUCGGAUGCUGCUGACGGCGGCGGCUGCGGUGGUGGUUGUGGCGGCGGCUGCGGUGGAUUUUAAUACAUAAAAGGUUUGUAUUUAGGAUAUGAGUAUCUCUCGUAAAGAAAGACUAAAAGGUGUGGAUUGCCUUGUAAUAAUUGUGAUUCCCUAUUAUCAAAAUAGGUUUUUUCUUGUA
This is a messenger RNA of Lactuca sativa (garden lettuce), 1399 nucleotides long. RefSeq lists its product as uncharacterized. Gene Ontology annotation, biological process: defense response. The record is from RefSeq and is a predicted model, not a curated record. Lineage: Eukaryota; Viridiplantae; Streptophyta; Magnoliopsida; Asterales; Asteraceae.